UCUCUCGCGCUCCGUAAUCGGAGGCUUCUGCCCAUAACAAAAAUGGCUAUCCACUUUGCCUUACCCCUCCCUUCAGCCCACCAAAUACGUGACUGUCUUUCACUUUCGGGUCACUGUGGAUGAGAGAUGGCGCCGAUUCCGAAGACGGUGGGGCCGAUCAAGCUAGACUGUCCCCUGUCGCCCGGCUGCCCGCUGGGGGUCGCUGCUGUCCCCAAACUCUGCAGGGAAUUCGGUCCUGAAGACUACGGAGAAGAGGACGUAGUGGAUUUUCUUCGACGACUGGUGGAGAGUGACCCCCAGGGCCUGCACCGGAUCCGUGUGGAUGGGAGCAGCGGGCGGCUGCAGCUGUGGCACCAUGAUUAUCUCCUGGAACAUUUCCAUGAUGAAGGGAAAAUGACAGAACAGAGUGACCGGGGCAAGGGUGCUGAGGGACUGGGCACCUACUGUGGUCUCCAAAAGUCCUUCCUGUGCCCUCCCCAAGGGUCUAAGCCCGACCCUCAAAGACCCUCUGCCUCGGCAUCCUGCCCCAGCGGCUCGGACAGUCUGCUUCAGGUGGCCAUGCCCCAGAAGCUCCUGCCAACUGAGGAGGAAGCCAACCGCCUGGCUGAAGAGCUGGUGGCUGAGGAGGAGCGCAUGAAACAGAAAGCAGAAAAGAAGCGACUCAAGAAGAAGCGUCAAAAGGACCGAAAACGACAGGAGCGCAUGGAGCAGGACAGUGGGGAGCCCAAGGUCGAGGCCAUCCCAGAUGGGAAUGGGAGCCCCCCAUCCAGCCCUGGGAACCCAGCUCAGGGACAGUGUGGUGAGGAAGAAGAUGCACUGGAUCUAUCUAGCACUUUCGUGUCUCUGGCUUUGCGCAAGGUUGGAGAUUGGCCCCCCAGUGCCCUCAGAGAGAAGGAACUGAGCCAGGAGCCCCGAGGCAAGAGCCUAGGCCCUUUGGAGAAGAUAAACCAGGAGGAAGAGAGGUCUCCAAAAGAAGAGAGCCCCAGACAGAGUCCUAAGGCAGAGGCAUCUCCAGGACUGCUGGCGGCUGCCUUACAGCAGAGCCAGGAGCUGGCAAAAUUGGGUACCAACUUUGCCCAAAAUGGUUUUUACCAUGAGGCCGUGGUCCUCUUCACUCAGGCCUUGAAGCUCAACCCCCGGGACCACCGGUUAUUUGGAAAUCGUUCUUUCUGCCAUGAGCGGCUGGGUCAGCCGGUGUGGGCCCUGGUUGAUGCCCAGGUAGCCCUUACCCUGCAGCCCGGCUGGCCCCGGGGCCUCUUCCGCCUGGGCAAGGCCUUGAUGGGACUGCAGCGCUUUGAGGAGGCAGCUGCUGUGUUCCAGGAGACUCUGAGAGGCGGGUCCCAGCCUGAUGCAGCUCGGGAGCUCCACUCUUGUCUUCUGCGGCUUGCUGUGCAGGAUCAGCAAGGAGGAUAUCGGGUACCACCUCUGCCACCUGGAUUCCCCAAGCCAGUUCGCCACACUGAGCCAGGGGCCUCGGGCCUCCUCUCCCUCGGUCACCCUCGAAGCACCGCUCCAAGAGCCCCUGGCCUUCUGUCUCCACCUUUGCAUUACCUGCCAUGUCACCUGAACCUCUCCAAUGGGCUCCUACCCCAGACUCAGCGUAGAAGUCCUCCUCCCCAUUUCCAGAACCCCUCAAAGGGCUGGGGCAUCCACGGACUUGGGGCCCAGCAUCUACCUCAGGCUAGAUGAGGGAGGACCUGUCCCUCAUAGGACAAGGCCAUGUCUGUAUCCCACAGAGAUAAGGGACACUGUGUGGUGGCUGUUUCCUGCAUAUUUUGGGACCUUGUACUCUAGAACCAUAGUUAGAGACACCACCCCUGGUAGUCAUUCCUCUUGCCACAGAGACAUGAUGGGAGAAAGGAGCCCCAUGUCCACUGAAACUGUGUUUUGUUUUUUUUUAGAUUUUAUUUAUUUAUUUUUAGGGAGGGGAAGAGAGGAAGAGAAACAUCAAUGUGUGGUUGCUUCUCAUGUGCCCCCUAUUGGAAGCCUGGCCCCCAACCCAGGUAUGUGCCCUGACUGGGAAUCUGACCCUUUGGUUCACAGGCAGGCACUCAAUUCACUGAGCCACACCAGCCAGGGCUGAAAGAGCCUUUCUUUGGUUCUCAAUCAAAUGGCUUCCUUGGCUUCCUCUGAGGACAAUAAGGAAAAAUAAAAUCCACCAAGACUCGAAAAUGGAACUAGCCCUGGCUGGGUGGCUCAGUUGGAGCAUCAUCCCAUACACCGAAAGGUUUCGGGUUCAAUCCUUGGUCAGGGCACAUACUUAGGGGGCAGGUUCGAUCCUUGGUCGGGGUACAUACAAGAGGCAGCCGAUCGAUGUCUCUCUCCCCCUCCCUCCCUCUCUGUCUAAAAAUCAAUAAAACAUCCUUGGGUGAGAUUUUUUUAAAAAGGAAACUGUACAAAAGUUCAGAUUUUGAGGCCAUAAUAGACCCGGGGUGGCGGGGUGGGGCAUAUGGGGCUUGCUCUGCUCUUGGUCCUGAGGGACUCAUUCAGUAGCCAGAGCUCUGUGCUCAGGAAUUGGGUCAUGGUGAUGAGCAAGGCUGAGUCCCACCCUUCACCUUGUUGGUUGCUCAUCACUUCCUAAUCCCAGUUCUUGCCCUGUUUUCGCUAGCCCAGCCCCGCAUGCCUUCUUUCCAUAUUUUUGUGCACAUUCUGAUCUCCUCCCAGUGGCCUGAUGCUUACCUCCUCUGACUGCUAGAAGAUUGGACCAGGGUUUGCAUUUGGGAAUUCCUUCACCAGCUCCUGCCUGGAGUUGGCGGAGCCUGUACGUUUUUCGCUUCCCGCUGCGGGCUCUCCUGCCGAGGGGGCUCCAGCAGGCACCCAGGCUGCUGCCGCCUGGGCCAUGCUCUUUCUCCACGUCAGCGUUGGGCACUGUAACCAGUCUUUCCCUCUGCAUUUACUCAGUUUUUCCACCAAGGGUCACUGCCCCCAGAGACGACUGUUAUUCUCUAUUUUCUGUGUAAGAAUCAUGAGUUCCUUUUGGUUUCUCUGGGAUUCUGGCAGCUGCCUCUGGCUGGUUCCUCCUUAGACCCUCUUGGGACACUCAGCUUAUUUAAAAGUGGAUCUGUAGGGCACUUUCAGGCCUCCCAAAAUGCCCUUCCAAGGGGAACCAUUCAUCAGGAUAAAUGAUUUCUGCUGCCUUAUGGAUCUUGCUCAACACCAUUCAUACCUGGAAAUAGGAGGCAUUGAAACUAUAUUAGGAUGAAGUCUCCCAUUACUAGUUGAGUCACCUUGGGCAGGUCUGUCAAUACCCGUGCCUCAGUUCCCUCAUCUGUAAAAUGAGUGCAAUUCCUACCUCACAAGCCUGUUGUGAGGACUUAAAGAGAAAAUACCAAGUGCCUGAUAGAU
Molecule: messenger RNA, 3345 nt
Organism: Pteronotus mesoamericanus
Lineage: Eukaryota; Metazoa; Chordata; Mammalia; Chiroptera; Mormoopidae
Gene: TTC31
Product: tetratricopeptide repeat domain 31
Exons: 13
Coding region: 127-1689 (520 amino acids)
Molecular function (GO): protein binding
Source: RefSeq, a predicted model, not a curated record